This is a messenger RNA of Dendrobium catenatum, 1117 nucleotides long. Its product is annotated as autophagy-related protein 101. The record is from RefSeq and is a predicted model, not a curated record. NCBI's taxonomy places the organism in Eukaryota, Viridiplantae, Streptophyta, Magnoliopsida, Asparagales, Orchidaceae. Gene Ontology annotation, cellular component: phagophore assembly site. Bases 201 to 779 code for a protein of 192 amino acids. The transcript is spliced from 7 exons. Gene Ontology annotation, biological process: autophagosome assembly; autophagy.
CCGUCACGCAAGAGGACAUCUAAACCAGGCGAGUGCUCCACGAUAGCGAAGGUCGAAAGAGGUCUCCUCCUCUUCACUCCGAGCUACUUUUAGCUCCGCCUGCGCCGCGCCCAAAACCCUGAUUUACCUCGUCGGUCUCGCGUCCAUAUUUAUUUCUGCCAUCUAUUCUGAUCGUUAACCUAGGUCAAGUCAUCAGAACCAUGAACUGCGAAGUCUGCCAGCUGAAAGAGCUAGUACUCGAGCCGCUUGAGAUUCGCGAAGUGUUGCGCUGUGUACUCCACACAAUUGUUUUUCACAGAGCUCUCGGGCUCGUUCGGCCAAAAGAUGUUGAUUGUGAACUUUUUGAGAUAACAUAUGUCCAUUGUGGGGAUGCAGACUUAGACAAGAAAAUAGAAGAAAAGAUUGACCAGUUUAUGAUUUGGGUAGAGAAACAUCCUAACAGGAAAUGCCAGGUAUCCUUAUCUUUUUAUGAAGUCAAAAACAAGCAGCCAACAUGGUUUAGUAACAGAAUUGAGCGCCUAUAUUGGGAACAAUGGCACAUUAAUUUGCAUGUAGUAACUCCUAAAACACAUGGCAAAUCUCAUCACAGCAAAGUGCCUGUAAAUUCUGAAGAGGAUGUGCUGAAAGAGAGCAGUUCGCGUCGUGCUGCACUUGAGGAUUCCUUGCGCGAAGUUUUGUUCCAUAUCAUAAAAUUUGUUAAUGAUAAGAAGGACCACAUCCCUCCAAUACCAAAUAACGAGGUUAUAUCCUUCCCAUACGAAAUAUCAAUCCCAAGGUGACACCAUUUACUUGGAUUGCUCUGCAGUUCAUCAGAUUCAUCAUUUGGAUGGCACACCGAUGUUUUGAAGAGAAUGCUACAGACUUCACAUCCCAGCAUGCUUAGCUGAUUGCAGAACUUUAUGGUACUAUUGUUAUUGUAUUCUUCUACUCUUUCUGUUUUUGAACUGCGACGCUUAGCAGGCUGAAAAAUCUGAAAAGGGUAUGUGACUAAUUGUAAAUAGAGCAUAUUCUUAUCUUUGUACAUGUUAUGUAUGUAUUAAUUGCUCGCUAAGCUUUAAGGUAAAAUUUAAGCUUUACUAGAACUGAAAAGAGAAAUGAACUGUUAAAUGAGGGGCAG